UCCCCUUUCUUCCCCAAAUCAAAUUCCAAUCCCUAAAUUUCGAAACUUUACCUUCACGACAGUCGCCGAGUGAGAUAGACAGAGAGAGAGAGAGAGAGGAAGAUGGCGCUGCAAGAUGAGCAAGAGCACGAGGUGUACGGUGGAGACAUCCCAGAGGAGGACGAAGGCGAGAUGGAGACUGACGAGUAUCAAGAACACGCCGGAGAAGAAGAAGGCGCCGCCGCUGCCGAAGACGAGGAGCCAGGCUCUGCCUCUAGGGAUUUAGAGGACAUGAAGAAACGAAUUAAGGAGAUCGAGGAAGAGGCUAGUGCUUUGCGUGAGAUGCAAGCCAAAGCUGAGAACGAUAUGGCUGCUGCUCAAGAUCCAUCAAGUGCUAUUAGUGCGGCUGAGAAAGAGGAAGUGGAUUUGCGUUCAAUAUAUGUUGGCAAUGUGGACUACGCAUGUACUCCAGAGGAAGUCCAGCAGCAUUUUCAAUCGUGUGGGACAGUCAAUAGGGUUACGAUUCUGACAGAUAAGUUUGGCCAGCCCAAAGGUUUUGCCUACGUGGAGUUCGUGGAAGAAGAAGCCGUUCAGAAUUCUCUUGUUUUGAACGAGACAGAACUGCAUGGUCGUCAGAUAAAGGUAUCUGCAAAGAGGACUAACGUCCCCGGAAUGAGACAGUUCCGAGGAAGGCGCCCCUUUAGACCCAUGAGGGGGUUCAUGCCCGGACCUCCAUUUUAUCCUCCAUAUGCUUAUGGGAGAGUUCCCAGGUUCAGAAGGCCGAUGCGCUACAGACCAUACUGAUUGAAGCAAAUUGAUGUUGAAAAGGGUAGCAGCUUCCUUUUGUCUGAGGAAGGCUAUUAUCAUCAACCCGGUUCAUCAGUGCGCAAAGUUAGUUCUCGCUUAAACAGAGUGGGUUGAAGAACUUUAUGGAAGAGAGUGAGGCAAAAGGAGGGAAGAACUAUGUUUUUAGAUUUUCUGUAACAAUAUUUGAUGAGAGAAGAGCAAAUAUUUUGGGUUCUUUUCUUUUUUAUUUGUCAUAUCUUUUUAUUGAGAAUGACCUUCACAUUAUUGAAAACUUACAAAAGUUGCGAUUUUUAU
This is a messenger RNA of Brassica napus (rape), 1080 nucleotides long. RefSeq names its product polyadenylate-binding protein 1-like. The transcript is spliced from 6 exons. Bases 103 to 783 code for a protein of 226 amino acids. Gene Ontology annotation, molecular function: RNA binding. The record is from RefSeq and is a predicted model, not a curated record. Lineage: Eukaryota; Viridiplantae; Streptophyta; Magnoliopsida; Brassicales; Brassicaceae.